AUGAGCAAGCCUUGUGAGAGAUUAAAGGAGAAGGGAGAUUACUGCUGUGACCAUGUAGACGAGCAAGACAACUACUUCUUCAAAAUUCUGAUUGGGCUGUUCCUUGCAUUUAUAUUUUUGCUGCAGACCAUACCAGAUGCCUUUGUGAAACAUUUUAGGGAAAAAUUAGGAAGAACCAUUGAGCUGGAUUCACGCAAUGGUUGCACCUUCGAUGCCCAAAUUACCAGCUACCAUGACAAACUAGUUCUCCAAUCUGGAUGGGAAGCAUUUGUGAGUGCACAUGACUUGAAAGUGGGGGACCUUCUGUUGUUCAAGUACAAUGGGAUAUCUCGGCUGGAGAUUCUAGUAUUCGAUCCGAGUGGCUGCGAGAAAGUAGAAUCAUGUCUUGUCAUCAAUAAUACUGAUCAAGAGCCAAUUGAUAUCUCAACCAGUUAUCAUGAUAUUCCCAUAAAUUCAACACAAAGUGACAGACCAAACCAGGGGAACGAGAUUGUGAAUAUCAGUUCAUCAGGGUCUCAACACGAGGCAUCAGGCUAUUUUUCAUCAUCAGAAGAUGACCUGGAUGUGCAUUCUGUCCCGCCUUACAUCCUCCCCAAAGGCACCCUUCUUACUGAUGUGCAGACGAAGAAACUGGAAAAAAGGGUCCAAGCUAUUCAAUCCAAAACCCCCAUCUACGGCUGCAUCUUGAACACGGGCAGUAUUUAUGGGAAACGUCCUGCUCUGUACUUACCUCUGAAAUACGCCAAAUACCUUCCGUCUGAGAAUGGAACACUCUUACUCGAGCGACAUGGCAAGAACUGGGAAGUGCGGUGCAUCGUUGCCUCGUUUGAACGUAAAAGGUUCACCAAAGGGUGGAAAAAGUUUGCACGUGACAACAAUUUGAAGGUGGGAGAUUUCUGUCUCUUCGAGCCACUCAAGAGGAUGAAUAAGCAGUACAUCAUGAAGCGAACGUAG
Molecule: messenger RNA, 954 nt
Organism: Lolium rigidum
Lineage: Eukaryota; Viridiplantae; Streptophyta; Magnoliopsida; Poales; Poaceae
Product: putative B3 domain-containing protein Os03g0621600
Exons: 5
Coding region: 1-954 (317 amino acids)
Molecular function (GO): DNA binding
Source: RefSeq, a predicted model, not a curated record